AUGCGGUGUAAAGUCCUCGUCUAUGUCGUCCUCCUGACUCUCAUAAAGCAUGACAAGUCUCUCAUCGAAGUCAGCUGGAUAAGCAACGGCUCUGACAUUGCCUCAUUCAGAAAAGCAGUGACCCGAAUAAAGGAGGGCUUCAGCUGGAACACCAGUGAUUUCGUCAAUGGGGACUUUUCACUGACCAUCCUCAGAGCCAGUCUAAGCCUGCAGGGAGUGUAUGAAUGCACAGUCAGCGAGAACUCCACAACACUACACUCCAGCAAUGUUACAUUUAGUAUCCUUGCUUCCCCAACUCUCUCAAUCCCUGAGCAGUGGGUGGUGUUAGAGACAGAGAGCCAGCUUGAGUGCCAUGCAGAUGGUUUCUACCCUCCUCCUGUCUCUUUCUCCUGGACCAGAGAUGGACAAGUGAUUAACCCUGCCUACCAGGUAGACGGUGAACAGACUGCAAUUGGGUACUACAGGGCUGUGGGCAACCUGACUUUCUACCCUUCCCGUGAGGAUCAGAAUGUGACCUUUGGCUGCAAAGUGUUGCACAGUGGCAGCUAUCAAGAGCUGGAGUUUCAAGUCAAUAUCACCUAUCUCCCUUCUGUUAAACUCUCUACCGUGCCCUCGUCCUCCAACAACAUUCCUCUCACACUUUACUGUGACGUGGAAAGUUUCUACCCAGAGGAGGUGUCUGUGUCCUGGUUUCAAAACGGCACGGUCCUCCCCGAACCUCCCGGCACUGAGCAGAACCCUGAUGGGACCUACAGAACCAGACGCUAUUAUACUUUGACUCCUGAGCAGAGGGAGCAAGGUGGGAAGGUGGAGUGUGCAGUAAACCAACCUGGGGUGAAGCAGCCAGCUCGUAGCUCAAUGUACCUGAAUGAAAUGGUUCCCCGAGAUGAGGCUCCAGUGUUGACGAAAUCAGCCAAAGCAUCUGUGGCUAUGAUGUGUAUUUCUCUGGUGCUCGUCUUCCUCCUCUGCUUCGGCUUCUCUUGGAGGAGAAGGGAUGAGAAACAGAAAUCUCUCAGUGUGUCAGGAAUCAUCCUCCCUCCACAUGUGAUUGUCGGUCAAAAGGGCAGGGUGACAGUGAGCAUUGAAGGCAGGAGGGUGGACCGAGUCCAGACUGCAUGGUUCCUCAAUGACACCCCUAUCUCCGACACCUCACUCACAGUAUCAGAGAAAGGUCCUCUCCUGCCCUCCAGAGCACAGAUGGGUUACUACAAGCUGCACACUGAGGGGCCACUGCACUCCUCCGGAAGUGGCACUCAACAGCUGAUCUCCUCGCUCACCUUCAUCCCCCAGAUUUCAAUCCACAAGGGGGCUGUUUUCAAGUGUCAGGUGUCCUACGCAGGCAAGGAGAAGAUUGUGGUUGAGAGGGUCUCUGAGAAGUUUACAAUUCUGUCUGCUCCAGAGGUAUCAGAAAUUCAGCUGGCAGAGACACCAAAUGACCCUGAUGUCAUCAGUCUGACUGUCCAGGCGUCCCAGUUCCACCCGGACGUCAUCACCUUCCGCUGGUUCUGCCAGGGAGGUGAGCUGAGCCCUGUGGCUUCCCAGGCCUCGUCCUCCCCACGACCAAAUUCUGAGGGCUUCUUCUCAGCCUCCAGCCAGUGUAAGCUCCCCCGAAGUGAACUGGAAAUGGGGGGCACCAAAGUGUGGGUCAGUGUCCACCACAUCGCCCUGAAGCAGCCGGUGACAUGUGAGACCAGAGGCUUCAUCAAGAGGCCGUGUGUGUCCGAGAUUGUCCGCUCCACUUCCUCCCCAGAUCAGGCUUUGACCCUGGGAUGUGAAAUCACAGAUUUCUACCCUCCGGACAUAACAGUCACCUGGCUGAAACUGAGAGAGGGAGAGCGAGAUGACAGAGAGGAGGAGGUGAUCGAGGGAGGGGAGAUGUGGGGCCCCAUGCAGACACAUCCCAGACUCUUCAGGGCUACAGCCAUUCUGAUGAGGAGGCCAACAAUUCAGGAGAAAAAGGAGAGAGGAGGAGGGAUUGUUUGUAGAGUGGAGCACUGUUCCCUACAAGAACCUAUUGAGAGACACUGGAGAAAUGCUGAUAUUGUUGCUCCCUCCAUCCCUGCAUCCAUUUCGGUGUAUUGGAGCAGCGAAGGAGUGGGUGUGUUCUCUCUCCUGUUGAAGGGAGGUCACCCCAAGGUUAAAUUACUCUGGGCAGCAGGUGGACCCACCCUCUCACCGCUGGUGUCCAAUGAGACGGAGGAGAUAGGAGACGAUGGGCAGAGGGAGCUGAAAAGUGUGUGUGCCCUGGAGAGGUCUACACGCCCACCAAGUCGGACAGACAAACAGCUGGAGAAACGGAAGAAUGGACAUGCAAUAAAAACAAAAGCUGCCGUCACAGACCCCGACACUCAAGGAAUAGAUUACAUCGAUGAAAAAGUGGAUGGAGAGAAUAACAACAUCGACAGGGAUGAGGAAACAAAGUCAGAUUUGUACGAGGACAGUGACGAGGAACGGGAGGAAGACUCGGGUGCACUGCACAUAAACCGUGUCAACUUGACCAAAGGUCGCAGAGAGAAUGAGAGGACACGUCUGAGAGUGUGUGUAGAGAUCACACACCCUGCACUCAAGCUUCCUGUUUACCGAACCUGGACAGAGCCCAAUGAGGAAAUUGCAUCUACAUGAAAACCCUGACGUCCGCCAGAGUGCGUGUCUCUUUGUUUAAUACAUCUCAUUUAAUAUAUCUAAUAUAUAUCUUUAUAGUAAAUAUAAAGUAAUAGUCAUGUUUUAGGCUCUUUUAUGUGAUCAACAAGUGUGGUUUCGCAUGCAACAUUUGUGCUCUUUAUUUAUUACCUCAUGUUUUAAUGUCAUUCUUACU
Thunnus maccoyii (southern bluefin tuna) is the source of this 2815-nucleotide messenger RNA. RefSeq lists its product as uncharacterized. The transcript has 13 exons. Bases 1 to 2622 code for a protein of 873 amino acids. Lineage: Eukaryota; Metazoa; Chordata; Actinopteri; Scombriformes; Scombridae. The record is from RefSeq and is a predicted model, not a curated record.